AUGGCGUCCACCGAAGAUUGGCGUACUCCUACUUACCGUCAGAAAGUUAUUUUACAGAUGUAAGUAUUUCAGCUUUUCCUUUCUUCAAGUUAUAGUAUUUAAGGUAAAAUUUCCGCACAGCCCCAUACUAUUGUUAAACAAAUCUGUUUUCCCAAUGGUAAUGUAUUGUUUUUGUCGUUGUUUUCUCUAUCCAAGAACUGAAUGCACAAUAUACUAUGGGGCUGUGCAGAAAUUUUACCGUAUUUAAGAGCGGUCGUGUUUUUUCUUAGUUCGAUAUGCGCCUUUUCAACUCUUCGCACAUACUUCCGCUUGUAGCGAAGAAGCAUUAAAAAGAUCUGGGAAUCCCAAUAUGAUGAUGAGUAACCCCAGCGACAUGGAAAAUCAAUUGUUUCUGAAGGCCGAAACAAGGGUGAGUGUACUUUUUACGCUAUUGGAUAUCUUGGCAUGACUCGAGAUCUUCGUGUUUGUCAUGCGAAUAGUCUGAUACACAAUUUGAUCACGUACUAAUCGUUAUACUGCAUGUCUCUACCUAAGUCAUCUUGAAGAGUGUUUUUAGUUUGGAAGUCAUUGCUAUCUAUUACAUUAUCAAUUGGAACAUCAAAGAAAACCCAUCCUUCUUUCAGUUUACCAAAUGGAGAGUUUGAUUUCCUUCCACGCAUUUUCAAUACGCAUUGUACUCAGACGAGUUUUCAGAUUCGUAGCCAAAUCAAAGCUGCCAAGAAAAAAGGAAAAUUUGCUUUCGUUUUAUUUGUCUUAUGUUAAACCUCCAGUAUCUUUCAGUUGUUCAUUUGUUCAACUACAACUGUUCAGAAUAAACAAGAGUAGUGAACAGAAGUUACAUUUCGUGAUCAUGAAUUUUGUGGUCGAGUGAACAGGAUGUUGCAAGAUGAUUUAAAUUUGUUAUUUGGGAGUCAUUUAAAAACUUUUGAUAACAGUAGUUCUGUAAGGCAUGUCAUUGGUAGACUUAAGGUAGCUUGGUAAACCUGUGGGUGAAACUGUACAUCAGUACAAUACCAUGUGUUUGAAAUGAGAACCUAUAAGUUAUCUCAUAUAUAGGAUGUGUUUGAAAUGAGAACCUAUAAGUUAUCUCAUAUCUAAGAUACUAUUGGUGUGUAAAUUGUAUCAUAUGGUUAUGGAAAAUGCAAUAAACAUUAGCUUAUGCAUUCAAAAACAAACAUUUCAUAAAUUUCUGUAUCAAUCACUUUAAAAUAUAAUUUCAGGAAGAUCAAUGUACAUUUUUGGCAUGAAGCAUUACAUGGUAUUGCCUUCAACAUGAAAAAAAAAAAAUGUCACAAUUGUUGUCCCCUUGUUUCUCUCAGUACUUUGUGUCAAUAUGUGGACUGUGUUCUUGUUGUAGUGGUCUUGAAAUUACAGUUUGUUCACCAGCAGCAGUCAUCUUGAGUUAUUUAUUGAAAUUCAAGGAUGUCAAAAGUAAAACAAAAUUAUACUCUGAAUUUUUUUUUUUUUAAAUUUCAAAUAGCAUGAUAUGUAAUCAUAACCCUAAUUUUACUUAACAUUCUUUUCUUAGGCUAAUUACCUUUUAUAUGUUGCUCGUGUUUUGGUUUAUAUUCGUGACAAACGUAAGUAAACUUGCUUAAAGUAACAUACAUGUUUACUGGAAUAUUAGGUUUAAGAAAAUCCAAGUGGAAGCUGAUCUUGUAAGCACUGACAAGAUGAAUAAGCAUUUUUGCAUGCAAUUUUGUGGCUUAAACUCUACUUUAGUGCAGGAAUAUUUGCUUUGGUUUUGUGAAAAAAAGAACAAAGACAUGAAAAAUACACUCAGACCCAUGCAAGGCACCCACCCAAAGGAGUAGAAAAAAUGUACAAAAUUAAAGAUACAAAUUAAAGCUAAGAAAUAAGAGCAAUCCUGUGAUAUGUACCACAAUCAAAUCAGGUCCACAUCAACUGCUAUCAAAACUGAUAUCUGAAGGGACUUAUACUUAUUUUUCAAUAAUAAUUUCCAAGAAGGUGGAGCACAUACAGUAACCUUUUGGAUCCUAAAAAAAUGGCAGUCUCAAGAUAAUUUUAGGUUUCUUGUAAUCUGAUAAUUUUGUGGCACACAGUCAUAAUUGUCACUUUUGAUGGGAACAGUCAGUGUAAAAGAGACAUGUUUUCUUUAAGGAAACAGCAAACACUGAUAACAAGCUAGGGCUCAAACUUGGAUUAUGUUAAUCAAGCUUCCUUGCUAACAGACCACAUUAUCACCCACAGGAGUUGAUAUGUCUGUAGAAGACCUGAUGAACAACCAAACAUAGAUGAAAAGACUCACUUGUACAAACAAAUAGAAGGACUAAAUAAUAUUAAAACAUUAAAAUCAUAAAUAACAUUAAAACUUUCUUUUUGUUUGCCAUAAAUAAUGACAUUUUAUCGUCUGUCUGGUGGGGUUUCAUUUUCCAGUUAAGUUUUAAUAAUUGUUUGAGAGUUGUAAGCUCUGUGUUUUUGUCAAGCUAGGAUUGAAAAGGAACUCAGAAACUCUGACCUGCCGCAAGAGUUGUGUAAUGGAAAGCAUCUAAAUGAUGCUUGUGAUAUGUUUAUACCUAGUUAUUCCCAGGCUCAGGUAUAUUAAUUUUUUAUUUAUUUGUUUUAUUUUAACUUAUGGAUUGAUCAGGCUAAUCAAGAGGAUUAGAAACCCAGGAUUAACUUUCAAACUGUGCCAAAACUUAACAUUCUUGAUCAUUUUCUGGCCUUUUGGUUUUGGCGGGGGGAUCAUUGGGUCCAGAUGAAAGUUAUUACAGGUCAGAUGUCUUAAUUAAACUAUCUUAGUGGGAAGUGCCUUAGCCUUGUCCAAAAUACAAAAUUGUAUUUAAAAGUGAACCACUCUGCACUCUCCAGCCCACUUGCUGAAGCGGCAUUACUUUGAAACAAAUUUUCACCAUGAGGUAAAAUCUUUAGUAAUUUGGGAUAUGCAGUUGUACAGAGCAAGCUUGCAAGAAGGUCUUCCAUGAACGGAUUUUUUGUUGCCACACUGAAAAGUACUGAAGCCCAUUAAUAUAGUCUUUGAUGACAUUUGACCUGAAUGACUUUAAAUUGCUUUCUUUGCUGGAGAUUUUUGACAGCUACAGCUUACCAGACAUUGAAGUACAAGUGUACAUGUGUCAUGUGUUGCGCUAUUUCAUGACCCAUGACGUAAUUAAAUUGAAGGGAUUUCCAAGUUUACCAGAUGUGAUGCUGUUUUUCCAGCCUGAGUACAAAUUUACGUUUUCUUGUGUCCAAAAUUUACCUUUAAGCAUUGGUGGAUAUUAAAUGGAAAUUUCAAAACUUUGCUAGAUGAGUGUUUUUGACUAAAUAGUACCCAGUAAUAAACAACAAACUAUUGCCUCCUUUAUUUCUGCUCCCGCUUCCCGCCCCCUGUUCUCCUUCUUUCUGCCCUCUCCCGCCCCCUGUCUAUCCACUUACUAGCAAGAUAUCUAUAUAACAUCAUCUGAUAUAAACGCCCCCCUACCCCUCCCCUGGCAAUAUUUGCGUGCUUACUCACCGAAGAAGUCUCGGCGCGACUUUGAAUUCGCGAACCAAUAUGGCGUCCACCGAAGAUUGGCGUACUCCUGCUUUCCGCCAGAAAGUUAUUUCACAGAUGUAAGUAAUUCAGCUUUUCCUUUCUUCGAAUUAUAAUAUUUAAGAGCGGUCGUGUUUUUCUUAGUUCGAUAGAGAUCGUUCCAUUCUUUGUGUUUUAUGCGCCUUUUCAACUCUUCGCACAUACUUCCGCUUGUAGCGAAGAAGCAGUAAAAAAAUCUGGGAAUCCCAAUGUGAUGAUGAAGAAUCCUAGCGACAUGGAAAAUCAAGUGUUUCUGAAGGCCAAAACAAGGGUGAGUGUACUUUUUACGCUAUUGGAUAUCUUAGCAUGACUCGAGAUCUACGUGUUUGUCAUGCGAAUACUGAUACAUAGUUUGAUCGCGUCGGUAGUAAUCAUUAUACUGCAUGUCUCUACCCAACUCAUAUUGAAGAAUGUUUUUAGUCUGGAAGCCAUUGCUAUCUAUUACAUUAUCAAAUGGAACAUCAAAGAAAACCCACCCUUCUUUCAGUUUACCAAAUGGAGAGUUUGAUUUCCUUCCACGCAUUUUCAAUACGCAUUGUACUCAGACGAGUUUUCAGUUUCGUAGCCAAAUCAAAGCUGCCUAGAAGAAGGGAAAAUUUGCUUUCGUUUUGUUUAUCAUACGUUUAACCUCUAGUAUCUUUCAAUCGGCUUUAACUGCUUAGAAUAAACAAGAACAGUGAACAGAAAUUACAUUUCGUGACGUUAUGCGCGCAAAGUCAUACAAACAGUCAUAUCACGAAAGUUCUGCUCAAGUGAACAGGAUGUUGCAAGAUAACUUAAAUUUGUUAUUCGGGAGUCAGUUACAAACUUUUGAAGAGGGUAGUUCUGUUAGGCAUGUCAUUGGUAUCUAAAAGUAGCUUGGUAAACCUGUGGGUGAAACUGUGUAUCGGUACAAUACCAUGCGUUUUGAAAUGAGAAUCUUUGUUCAAGGUAUCUCAUUGAUACUAUUGAUGUGUAUUGUAUCGUAUAGGAAAUGCGUUAUAUAUUAGCUUAUCCAUUCAAAAACAAACGUUUCAUAAAAUUUCUGUAUCAAUCAAUUUUAAAUAUAAUUUCAGGAAGAUUAAUGUAGAUUUUUGGCUUGAAGCAUUACAUGGUAUUGCCUUUAACAUGAAAAAAAAAAAAAAAAAGUCACGGCUGUUGUCCCCUUGUUUCUUUCAGUACUUUGACUUGAUAUGUGAACCACGUUCUUGUUGUAGUGGUCUUGACAUUACAGUUUGUUCACCAGCAACAGUCGUCUUGAGUUAUUUUUUGAAAUUUGAGGUUGUCAAAAGUAAAACAAAAUUAUACUCCGACAGUUUUUUUUUUUUUUUUUUAAUUUCAAUAACAUGAUAUGUAAUCAUAACCCUAAUUUUACCUAACAUUCUUUUCUUAGGUUGAUUACCUCGCAUAUGUUGCUCGUCUUUUGGUUUAUAUUCGAGACAUACGUAAGUAAUCUCGCUUAAAGUAAAAUACAUGUACACUGGAAUAUUGGGUUCAAGAAAGCCCAAGUGGAAGCUGAUCUUGUAAGCACUGACAAGAUGAAUUAGCAUUUUUGAAUGCAAUGUUGUGGCUUAAACUCUACUUUAGUGCAGGAAUAUUUGCUUUGGUUUUGUGAAGAAAAGAACGAAGACAUGAAAAAUACACUCAGACCCAUGCAAGGCACCCACCCAAAGGAGUAGAAAAAAUGUACAAAAUUAAAGAUGCAAAUUAAAGCUAAGAAAUAAGAAUUACCAAUGAUGACAUGAGCAAUCCUGUGAGAUGUACCACAAUAAAAUCAGGUCCACAUCAACUGAUAUCAAAACUGAUAUCCAAAGGGACUUAGACUUAUUUUUCAAAAAUUAUUUCAAAGAACCUGGAGAUAAAAUUUCUAGGAAGAGCUACAUCACAAACAAUAUUCCACAAUUUGACUAUGGAAAUAAAAUACAAAGGUUGUACACUGACCAUAUGGGGGACAUGAAUGGUUGUUAAAUUUCACAUUAUUACUAACAUCAAACAAGAUUCAUGAUUUUUCUCUUAUAAGCAAGAAGUAGCAUAUUCAAAGCAAGUAAUCUCUCUAUAUAUCACAUCUGUGGAGGCUCUGAAUGUAAGAUCCAUCUUGUUGCUCACCUAAGAACUUCUAGUUCUAUUUUGAGUUUUAAUGACUCUCUGACCAGGAGACCUAUGUGGGUAGCAUAACAAAGGUGGGGUUUCAUGAUCACUAAAUAUAAGGAACUUCUCACUGGGACUUUAGUUAACAUAGAACAUGAUCUCUUUUGCAGACUGAGGAGUUUGUUUACAGAUAAGAUAAGCUUGUUCAAAAUAAUUAUGCCUAGGAUCUUUCUCCUUGUGCACAUGUAGUAACCUUUCAGAUCCUAUAAAAUGAUGGUCUUAAGAUAUUUUUUAAGUUUCUUAUAAUCUGAAAAUUUUGUGGCACACAGUCAUAAUUGCCACUUUCAAUGGGAAUAGCCAGUGUAAAAGAGGCAUGUUUUCACUAAGAAAACAGCCAACACCGAUAACAAGGGCUCAAACCCGGACUAUGUUAAUCGAGCUUCCUUGUUAACAGACCGCAAUAACACCCACAAGAGUUGAUGUGUGAUUUUAAAAUUUGAUUUAGGGCCAAGUGCCCCUGGGCAGCAGCAGACACCAGCAGCAACCAUGAAUCAGCCUGGUAUGAAUCGAGGACUGCAAUUUAAUUCAGCUCAGCUCAACAAGUCACAAGCCAUGAACACCAUGGGUGCACAGGGUACCAUGCAACAAGUGGUACCAUUGGGUCAAGUCCAACAGCCAACAAUGGCACCUCAGCAGGUGUUUUAUAAUAAAUCAGGAAUGACCCAAGAACAGAUUCUUGCCCAGCACCUUCAGCAGCAUCAACAGCAACAAACGCCUCAGCAACAUCAACUUACCCCUCAAGCUAUGAUGUCGCCUCAAGCUAUGAGUGUCAACUCUCAGAAUCAAGGGGCACAUCAUCAAAUAACCCAAACACAGUCUUACAUUUCUCCAAAUCAAGGGGCAUCUCCGAUGCCUGUUCAACAGCAACCUGUACAUCAAGGUUUGUCUCAUCUUCAUGAUCUUGUUGUGGUUGACUUUCAACAGGAGUAUAACAGAGAUGUGUAGAUGGCCCUAGUUGAUGAUGACAUUGAAGGCAUUUCAGGGUGUAAUUUUGCUGAACUUUAAAACAAUGGAAUAGCUUGUCUUUCUUCCCUCUUGUCCCACAAAAGAACUUUUGCUCCCACUCUCUAAAUCUCCUAGUAUCUUAGUAGGACAAUUUCAUUGCCCAGGUGAAGACUUUACUAGUUCCCUCCCAAAAUUUCAAAGUUGAAUUACAAUUAUAUGACUUGUGGAAAAAACAUCUCUUUCAAAGUAAAUUCAGCUGAAAUUUUUCUCUUGGGGCAACUGAUGUAAAGGCAACUGAUUUUAUCUUAACUCUUUACACCCUAACAUCAGUAUGCACAUUCUCCGUACUGUUCUCUGUACAUUUUUGUAAGGGGCUGGUGAAGAGAAUAUGUUUAGCAGUAGAGAGCUCCUUUAGUUGGUGUUCACUUCUUUAUUCUUAUGACCUCAAUGUGUGAUUCAGGGGUGAUAUUGUAAGGAGAAAUUAGAUACAAGUCACUCUUAGGUGUCAAAGGGUUAAACUGUGUUGGGAUUAAAAGGCCUUGGUGGUUCACACCCAGCCAAGCCCUCCUGGCAUGUGGCCUGCAGGUCUCAGUUGAAGGAAAUUAACAGUGAAACUAGUUUAUGGACCUAUUUUGAACAAAAGAAAAAUUUAAUGGAUAGAUUGAUUGAAGUGUUGAUGCUUUAAUGAUUUAAGUAGCAAUUAUUGUGAUUGCUUUUUGUUUUUUCUUUAGUGCAACAGACCAAACAUACUGUUCAAGGAAGAAUACCACAUGUUCCGUCCCCAGCUGCAGGGCAGAACAUGUCAUCCAAUUCCAUGCGAGCACCUACUCCUUCAUCCAGUUUGACAAGCCAGGCCACCAUUGCUCCAUCACCAGCUCCUUUUGUUCCAUCACCUGCAAUGCACCCAUCACCCUCCCCUCAGGUAAGGCUGCAAGGCUUCAAUGCAGUCUUAGUUUAGCAAUGAAGCUGUCUUUGCAGUAAAAUGAGUCAAUUGUAAAUUAAAUUUGAGAUUUUACCCCUGUGCCUAUUUCAAGCUGUGUCAUGGUCAGGAUGACAGUUUAAGCUGUCAGAUCACACCAGUAUGGCCUUAAAUUUUUCAAGUAAGUAAUAGCUUGACUUGCAUUGUGUAAGCAUCCAGCUACAUGGCUGGGGCUCAAAACCUCCGUGUGGGACUCAGAUUUUUCUUUAUCCUUUACUACCUUCUUUCCCAUGCAAUCUGCAAAAGCAUUAUGGCAACAGGAUGCUGCAUCACUUAUGCACCUUGUAUAACACCUGUCCAUUGUUUGCAACAAGUUCUCUUCAGCUUAGCUGAUGUACAUGUUGUAUUUGGUGGUCAAAUUAUUACUUGCCUGGGUACUCUUCUGAGUUCUGGGGACUUUUCCUUUUCAUGCCUCUAAAAACUGUGAAUCACCUUAAUUCCAAUUCUUGGAUGUGCUUUGAUUUUUUUCCUUGCAUAGCAUUAUGUGCCAGCAUCACCAGCUGCCCCUACAUCAGUACCAACUCCUAGCACGAUGAAUGUUCAGUCACCAGCCUCUGUUCCAAACCCUGCCUCAGUGGGACCCCCAGAAGCCAGCCCUGCUCCACUGAACCCAGCUGAAGAACAGGCUUAUUUGGAUAAGGUAUGUGUCUAGUAUAUUACUUAAUAACCAUUUAUCAAGUGACUAGUGUAACUCUGUGCACACAAUCGCUAAAAAAAAAAAAAUAGUGAAAGGUGAUAUGUAUAGGGUGCAAGGAAAAAAAGCUGGCCAGCCCUGCAGUCACACCGCUUGUUUGCAUUUUUUUGAGAACCUGAAUUCAACUUGUAGAGUUAAACAAAAAAUAAAACAAGUGAGAAAAUAAGUUGCUUCAAGAAAAAAAAAAAGAAAAAAAAAGGAAAUUUUUUUACUAUUAUCUUUCUAGAGAAGUCAGGGGUUUCAAUAAUAGCCAGGUAGCAAGUAUAUCUAUCCACUUGUAAUGAGCUGAUUACCCACUUGUAGCAUGUCCCCCACUAGUUAAGAAAGUCCUCUGGGGCUUCUAAGAAACCCUGUUAUGCUAAAGUACCCUCUUGUGCUAAAAAUUAUUGAAACCCCUGGAAGUUGUCCAGUUUGUGCCCUUCUUUUGUAUGCAACUUCAACCUUUGUAGGUUGAAACAAGUUGUUGGAAGGUUUCCACACUAAGUGAGCUUAUGAUUAAAUGCUUAAUGACAAGUUAGGCUGGCGGAAUGGGAAAAUAUUUGGCUCUGGAUGUUACGAACAGAUGUGCGUCACUACCUAAGCCAAAUGUUUAGGCGUCUGGCCUUUGGUACUCAGUCAAUAAUUACAUGCAUGUAUUAUAUCAAGCAAAGAAUGAUCAGGGUCAUUAGUUGAUUACUUUUACAAAAUGAUACCCCUGAAGAUGAAUUGGUUUAACAUUUGGUGUAUUGGACCAAAUACCUCUUUGCAUCUAUGGGUGGUGUUUUCAUUCAGAGGUAGUGCUCUUCUGAGUAAACAAAGCAUUUCACAUUUCUGGACCUAGAAAAGUCUAACUUUUGCAAAUUCUCAUUAAUACAUCUCAUAGCUAAAUGAACUGAAACCCUAUGUUGAACCACUGACCAAGAUGAUAAACAAGUUGAACCGAGAUUCAAGGGAGAAAGGUAAGUGUUUUGGGUAAGAAACGUUGGUUCAACUCGCGGCAAGUUGGUUGGGAUACCGUGAGUCGUUUUAUUUGGUGUAUAAAUAUUGUAUGAAAUUACCUUCAAUAUGGGCAAACCAAAAAGGAACAAUUGAUGAUGGAAACAAUAUAUAGAAUAUUAUCAACUUGUAAAACAAUGACUUUAAGCUUCUCUAGUUAUAUACUUGUAGUUUUCAUAAGAGGCAUUCUGAAUAUGUUUUUUUUUUAGGGGGGGGGUGAAAAACCUUAGUUUACAUAUUAUGCAUGUUCAUUAAAAGGGCUAAACGCACUUCCAAAUUAGAUUUUUCUGGUAAGGUAGUCUCAACUUUGGUCACUUGGAACAUUUCUUUCUCUCCACCCAUUGAAUUUCAUUUGGGGAAUGAACAGCUUAUAAUGCCUGCACCUGUGCAACUGGAAAAAUUAUUUGUGAUAUAGCUUAUUUAGUGGUUUCAUACAUGUAGCUUCCCACUGAAAGUGAAUGAACAUAUGAAGAGAGAGAGAAUUUUACUUCAAAUAGUUCAGCAAAUACACAGUUAUUACCACGUAGAAUUACAUUAAUUAAACAACAGGUAGAGGUAUUUUAGUUUUCAGCUAAUAAAGGGAGGUGUUUAUCAAAAUGACAUCUCCUUGCCUAGUAUGAUAAAUAAAGGAAACUGAUCAGAAUUGGGUUGUUGUGAGAUGACAGAUUUUCUACAGUGUUAGCUUUUUGUUUCUUUCAGAACACAGCAGUUUGUACAAAUUGAAGCAUCUCUACAAUAUCCUGACAAACCCAGCAAAAAGGUGAGCAAACUCAUUUGAAAUACGAGGUACAUGUAAAUAAAUAUUGUUCCUGAGCUGUCAUUGUCAAAAGUCUAAUGUCACUGAGAGUGAUGUGUAGAGAAAUUCAAAUUUCAGGGAUAGAAUAACUAAUCUGAGAUCCAAAUUGCAUUAAAUUUGGUGCUGGUGCCUUUCUUGGGAGGGGAACAAGCACGAAAAAUUGUGUACCAGGAAAGAAAGAAAGCCAGUAACAAACCCUUACAUAGCAGCUGGCUUUAAACAACAUACCAGUUGAAACUGAUAAGCUCCUCUUGAAUCCUACACCCAUUGGCACUGUGACAAAACUGUCUUCAGUGGUUCAGUAAGCUGGAGGUAAAUAACUUGACUGACAACCAAUUUCCUUAGAGUCAACAACAAAAGUUUUCUUUCAACAGAGCUUCAUUCAAAUGAUUACAUUAUACAACAUAACAUAAUUAUAUUUAUUCAAUAUUAAUUAACCCUUUAACUCCCGUGAGCGACCAAGACAGAAUUUCUCCUUACAACAUCAAUACAAUAUUAAGGAGACAAGUGUUGAGAAUAAAGAAAAAUAUCAAUUAGGGGAUUAGUUGAUCCAAUACCAAAUUCUCCAAACUAACUUCAUAAGAAUUGUAUGGCAGACAGUAAGGAGAAUUACAUAUGAUAUUUUGGGAUUGAAAGGGCAGAUUAUACAAUGAAAAAUUUGAUUGUGCAGUAAUGUCAAUGAAACUUGAGUUUUUUUUUGGAGUAUUUUCUUAUGCUGAUUACAGAGUUUCAUUUCUUACAUCAGGCUUCCUUUGCAAGCGCUGGAAAAUAGUGGAAAUGUGCUGAAAAAGCUCAUCCCAAUCACCACACCACCAGCCCCUCCCACACCAUCUGGUAACACCACUUCCUUAGCCUCUACCACGUCUGUUGUAACAACUACAAGUCAAGCUGUUCCAGUAGUACCAUCAGCUCCCAUCCAGACAAUUUACAAACCUUUGUUUGAUGCAGUUACAAAGCAUGCAAAGUCACCUAUGUUGGGCCACACUUUGAAGAGAACAUUUACACCACUGCUGCAAGCUAUGGAAGGACCACCCAUACUGUAAGUUUAGCAUUAUGGUUGGCUCCUGACAACUUGAUCCUUUGAGGUUUGAGGGAUCCAUUUUGUUAAAACAUAGGCAUGGGUAGCAUGCAGGAGUUAUUUUUUUAGCUGGGUGGGUUGAGAUGGGACACUGUGUACCUACUGGUAAUGUUUUCAUUUUUGUAACAGAAAAAGAGCACAACUUUCAAAAGAAUGAAAAUAACCUAUUACUUCACCUUAAGGGAAAGAUAAACAACUCCUGCGGGUAUUUCAUGGUCAACUGUCUCUAUUGUCUAAAUACUUUGAGCAAAAGAAAAAUACAUUAGUGCCAUGCUUAAUGUAGUCUCCUUGGCAGCCAUUGUUUGGUUUCAUCAUACAAUACCCUUUGGAGAGAGAGCCCAUUGCACAACAAGACCAAAUAACAGUUGCAAAAGAGACUAUGUUUACUGCCAUUCCUCAAACAGACAGAAAAUCAAAAUUAUUUGUUUACAGUUAGCUGCCUCAAAAAUAUAAUUCCAUGUAAUUUUACCACAAAAAGCAAGCAGAAACUCUGUUGUAUCUGCAAUAGACCUUAACCAAAGAUAUAAUGGGAUCUUAAAUAAGUGAAGAUGCACUGAACAAGAGAAAGGGAUAAUACUUCAAAGAGGGCUCCUUGAUUGGUUGUUUCCUGUUUAGAUUUUGCCCUCUGUGUGUGAAAUACAUAAUAAAAUGCAGGUUGUUUACAAGGAAUUUACAUGUCAGUGGGUUAAGUCCAAGGUAGCUAAAAGCAAAUUUUAUUUGUAGAAAAAGUCAAAAUGCUAUAGAAUGGUAUGGAAAAUUCAUUAUCUGUAGCAUUUAGUUCCAUGUGAAUUUUUUUCAGCGGCAUUGGACAAUAUGCUUAGAAUAUGUGUUUAAAAUGCAGGUUGUUUACAAAGUACUUUUAACUUAAAAAUGUACGAAAACCUUAAAGGUGAACCUUUCAUAUCCUGAUAAAUCUCACCCUUAAUCAGCGUGGCUCUCCCAAAGGCCACAGAUCAUUACACUUAUCAAAUGAGCCCAAAAUUUCUGGUUAAUGUCAUUCCUUAUGCACAGCUCCCUGAUUCCAUGACAUCAUUUGCAAAAAAGCAAAAAUCCAAACUCUUGAUUGGUGCUAGAUAUCCAAAUGCUGUGAUAUGAUUGGUGCAAGAUACAUACCCUUAUGUGGCAAUCUGAUUGGUGUUAGAUACAUACCCUAAUGCAGCAAUCUGAUUGGUGUGAAGUACAUACCACUCUACAUGCUAAAAGAGAGGUUUUUUUUAUAGAAAAAAAAAAUAACUGAGAAUUGUGUAGUAGGACACCCCACUAUUUCCCUUAUUUCCUCCUUUUUCAUAUGUCUCCAGGACUUACGAAGGAAUGCUUUGAUAUGUGAGUUGGAUUCCUUGUAGUUCCUUGGUAUCAUUUUCAGAUAAACGGUGUUUUACAGAUAUACACAGAUAGAAGGAAGAGGAUUGGCUAAUGUUUUAUUAUUUUUUUAUUUGUAGUCCUAUCCCACCCCCAGCCAAGAGGAUCAAGGUUACUGGUGAAAUCCCCAAGAAGUGUACUGUGCCACAUGUGUUGCAAGGGGAACUUGCCCGCUUGUGCAACCGAUUUCAAGUGAGAUCAGGAGUCAGCUGUGGAGCAGUACAGAGUAACACACUUCUGGAGUGUUCAAUAAGUAAGAAAAUAAUUUUAAGAUUCAAUUGCUUUGAAAUAUUAAUUUUUUUACCCUUAAACUCCUAACAUAUGAUAGUUAAUUCUCCCCUCUAGCUGCUACACUUUCCCUGCUAAAUAAACCUUUUAACCCCCAGAGGUGAUUUACAUGUAACUUCUCCCUUUGAUAUCCAUACAUUAUCCAGCCAACAAGUGAUGAUAGCAUUCACACUUAUCAAGUUGAAGCUGUUAUCCUGAUCUAACCCCAAAUUCUUGUAACUAAUUUACAAGGAAAUAUGUAUCAGCUAGAGACGAGAAUAAUUCUUAACAAUCAGAUCUUGAGAGUUAAAUGGUUAAAUACGAGAAUUUGUUGUUGGAUCAAGAUAACAACUUCUACCUGAUAAGUUAAAGUAUUCUCAAAAGAAGCUACCUAUUAAGCAAUUCUGGGAGUUAAAAGGUUAAAGCUGUAGAUAAAAUCAGUAAUUAUUGUGGGCUGGCCUGGUGGUUGUUACUUUAUCAUUUCAAUUGUUUUUGCAAGCAUUAAUUAAAAGAGAAUGUCGUUUUACAGUAAAUGGUUUGAACCUGGGGUAACAUGUAAUAGUGUAGUUUGAUUGUCCUGGUGGGUGUGGUCCUGAGAAGGACUGUCGUCAGAAGUGGUGACAGACAUUUCAACAACCUGAGCAGAAGUCAUCAUCAGAGUGGACUCUACCAACAACAGUCCUUCUCAGGACUACACUCACCUAGAUGAUCAAACUACACUAUUACAGAAUGUUGUUUUAUUGGUAUAUUGAUUGCAUGCAAGAAGUUAUGUUUUUAUGUACUAAUUAUUUUGUACAUUUGACUUGAAAUUUAACUAAGUUCUCCUAACUUUUACAUCCAAGAUGACCUGAACCUGCCUGCAGUUCCACCAAUAGAAAUCAGUGUUCCACAGAACUACCCUUACUCCAGUCCUGAGUGCAAGACGGCAAAUUAUAGUAAGUUCUACAUUCUACAAAGUGUCUCUGUGUAUGAAAUUCACCUCUUACAAUCUUUGUCUUGUGCAUUUAAUUAUGGAGUGCUGUAAUCCAGUAUUCAACUGAUUUAAUCCCUUAAACCCUAGGAGUGACCAGGAUCUCAUUUCUCCUUACAGUAGUAAUGAGAAUAAAGGAAAAUUAAUGCUUACCAAACCUACAAAGCUUUGAUCUCCAAAUGAAUUCUCUAUGUCAACACCAAAAGCAACAUAUAGAAAAGAGUAUGGAGAAUUUGGAUCAUGAUAUAUAAUAAUAAAAAUAAUAAUAAUAAUGAUAAUAAUACAAAAAUUUCUACAGUGCCCUAUUCUAGAGCUCUAAGGCACUUUACAAUAAAAUGUUUGAAGCAGUAACUUAGUGAGUAAUAAAUUUGAAAAAUACUAGUUAGAGCAAAACUACAAAUUAAGGUAGGGCUUAAAAAGAUAAGUUUUAAGGUUGCUCUUAAAAGAUGUAAGAUUUAAACUAUAUUUUAUAUUCUCUGGAAGAUUAUUGCAAAGUUUAGGGGCACAGACUGAAAAAGCACAAUCACCAUAAAAUUUUAACGUCGAUCUAGGUGUCACCAACAAGUUCGUGGUUGAUGAUCUUAAAAUGUUAGGGUGUGAAGGGUUGACCAUUUGACCCCUAAGUGUAACUGGCUUUCAAAUUCUCUCUACAGUAUCACCUUUUAAUCAAAGGUAAAGAUGAUGAGAAAAGUGAAAAUGAUCACCAAUUUAAGAAGCUCCUGAUUGUCAAGCAAAUUCUCCCUGUCAUUAACACAGGAAAUGUAGAGAGAUCAUUGUGGAGAAAAUGAAUACCAAUGUUGGGGUGGAAAAAUGUAACUUGACUAAGCUCUGUGACUGGUCUUGGCAACUUCCAGCACUUCAAUUCCUUAACCAGUAACAUACAAAUCUUAAGUUUGUGGUGAUAGGGUCACUCUCAUUUUCCAACUUUCAAAGCUGCUUUUACAAAGCACAUGUAUGCAUAUUAGUACAAGUCCUCUUUGGCUCCUGUCUCCUGACAUUAUGUUUGGCUGUUAUGACUACCUUGGGUUCAGUGCUAUCAUUCUUUUCAUCAAGAUUUAGGUCAUGUAAACAUGUUUAAUUUCUGUGUGUUGUAGAUGCCAACCCUUUUCUCCAGAAAGUCCAGAGGCAGCUAUCUUCAAAACUGCAGUGUAUGCCUGAAAAGUACUCUGUUACAUCAGUCCUGAAUGCAUGGGUAGGUAUUUGUGAUAUCAUUAGUGGGUAUUUGUGUGAGGAGAGGGGGGGGAGGGAGGGGGUGGGAUGCAGCUAAUGCUUUCCAAAUGAAAAUUUCUAAGUCUGAUCCCUGAGUAUUGUCCUGGUUAAUAUUUGUUUUGCAUGGGUUUGUACAUUUAUUUGCAAUAUUCCAAACAAAAAUUAGGCAGGAAAGAGGUGGAGGAGGGGGGGAUUUGGUGAGAGGAAGCUUGUUUUCUUUUAAGCCCUUGGCCUCUGAGAGUGACUAACAUCUAAUUUCUCAUUACUAUAUCACCCUCAAAUCCUAUAUAAAGGUCAUGAGAAUAAAGAAAAUGAUCACCAACCAAAGAAGUUCUUGAUUGAUGAACAAAUUCUCCUUGUCAGCACCCAAGGAAAUGUAGAAAACAGUAUGGAGAAUACACAUACUUAUGUUAGGGUAUUAAAAGUUAAUAGAAGUGUCCAAGUUUGAUCCCUGAUUACUCUCCUGGUCCUUAUUUGUGUAUUUUUUGUUUUUCAGGAAUCAAGCAUACGGCAAGCUUGUUUUGCAGAAGUUGCAGUGAACUAAGAUAAUGGGCUGGGGGACUUCAGUUAAAUUUUGUUGUAAAGUAAUUUCUAUAGCUACAAAGUUGUAUUUUGACAGAAAAGUAAGAUAUUUAUUUGUGUAGAAACCGUUAAGGGAUCACCAUGAAAAUUGUAGUCAGACUACAAAAAUGUCACUUUUUUGAAUAGAAGGUAUUUUAUAAACUAUAUAUUUGUGUAAGAGAGGGAACUGUCAGAAUACUCAAUAUAACAGAUUCUCCAGCCAUCAAUUUUUCUGUUGAUAAACUUAGCAAUCAAUGUUUAAAGAAAAUAUUGUUCUGUUACUGUUUCAGUGCUUUAAACAAUUUUUGAAGUGAUCUUGAUUUAUUUAUUUGCUGUG
Messenger RNA from Pocillopora meandrina, 15829 nucleotides. The record is from the annotation of a GenBank genome assembly. NCBI's taxonomy places the organism in Eukaryota, Metazoa, Cnidaria, Anthozoa, Scleractinia, Pocilloporidae.